AUGGCACGACGCUUCACAUAUGCGGAAAAAGGAAAAGCAAUCAGCAACCACGCAACUAAAGCUCCGCCGCUGCGCAUCAGAGCUCCAGAGAUCGACACUACCCAGGCUAUCAGAGACAACCAACUCACCCUUAUCGGUCGACUCACGAAUCCAAAGGAACAGAAAAUCUGGCGUCUGAUUCCUUUUCUCUCUCGCCGCUGGAGCGCUAAAGGGACUGUCACCUGCUCGGAUCUUGGACAGAGCUGUUUUCAAGUGAGAUUCGAAAGUAAAGACGAUCUUGAUUAUGUCUUAGCCCAUAGACCAUACCACUACGCUAGAUGGAUGGUUAUAAUUCAGCAAUGGGAGCCAAUAAUCUCCCCUGAAUUCCCUUCUUUGAUUCCUUUUUGGAUAGAACUAAAAGGGCUCCCUCUACACUACUGGAAAAAGGAAAUGCUCCACAAAAUCGGCAGAGAAAUUGGCCAACUCGAUGGAUUCGAAGUGACCCCUCUGGUUGCAAAAAUCAGGGUCACUAUUGAUGGCCUGAAACCACUAAUCAAGGAAACUAUUGUUGAGUUUGACUCUGGCGAUGAAACUAUUGUAUCCUUGGAGUAUGAGAAACUUGCAAAUCAUUGCCAACUAUGCAACAGCUUACUCCAUGACGAACAGCAGUGCCAGAAUCAAAGUGACCAAGAGUCCUACCAUCAGGAACCACCAACCACAGACAAUGAAGUGAAGAAGACUCAAAGGCAACACCCCGAAUCUCCAAGAUUGCCAAGGAAUCACUCUACGAUCCCCUCCUCUGGACAGAUGGACGGCUUGGUUAUGAGGAAGCAAGGGGCUUACAGUGAACGUCUGGAUAGACAUGGAAGACCCUUCGGAGUAAGACCCUCUGCUAAAACACCGACAAACCCCUACAGGAGAAAGACUACUACAAAAUCCCCAAACCACAAUCAAGAGAAGGGAAAACAGCCUGAAAAAACCGAAUCCCCCAACGACUCACACUCCUACCGACGAAAUGGAAGGGAUCCUCAAAGGCACCGUAACGACCCCAAGGACCGUAGGACUCAUACUAACCUGAUAGAUGACUCACGACGUCGGUCCUUAUCGUACGGCAUCGAAUCGAUUGGAGGUCAACGCAUUUGGAGGGAGAAGAGCCCUCUGGUAACAGAGGAUCACAUCAACACCCCUUUCACUACCCCAGCCCAGCAUUCCCAAAAUUCUGCACAAGAGGUUCAACAGAUGCAUGAGAACAUAAUGACCGAACUCCAAGAGGUUACGCUCCAAUAUAUCAAUGUUCCUGAUCCGGUGGAAAGUGCUGCAAGAAGACAAAGGGUGCUUGAUGGCGAAACCCAAGAUUUGAUGGCUAAAACAGCAGCGACGCUUCUGGAGAGUGCGAUGACAAAAGCGAACAACAAGGCAAGUAACCAUGCCUUCUAUGCUGCGUUGGAGGCAAACAACGACCCCAUCAAUCUGCCUGAGGGUCAGGAGAACCCUGAAGUACCAAGUCCUGGACUAGCAGCUUCAACGCAACCAAUUCAACCGCGGAAAAGAGGGCGCCCCCCAGGACGAAGCGCGUCAAAGGUAAAUCAGCAAACUCUACGAGGAGCAGGGUCCAAGAAAAGGAAGGUGCUGAUCCAAAACUCUCCCCUGGUCCGCAAAUCCUACUCAACGCAAAACAAUACUGAAGGCCAGAAGGGGACCAAACGUACUACUCAAAGGAAGAUCCCACACGUUACAAGACCACCAAGAUCCAAUACACCAGCUAUGAAAGCUACUGGAAAGGAGCCAGGAGCGUCACUGCCAGGAACAUCAAAGAUGAGGAAAAAUUCCCAAGGCAGGGGAACAAAGCCAAAGUCACCAAUGGCGGAUUUUCACAACCCGCCCAGCUCUCUUCCUUAA
Molecule: messenger RNA, 1878 nt
Organism: Brassica napus (rape)
Lineage: Eukaryota; Viridiplantae; Streptophyta; Magnoliopsida; Brassicales; Brassicaceae
Exons: 1
Coding region: 1-1878 (625 amino acids)
Source: RefSeq, a predicted model, not a curated record